Molecule: messenger RNA, 1814 nt
Organism: Orbicella faveolata
Lineage: Eukaryota; Metazoa; Cnidaria; Anthozoa; Scleractinia; Merulinidae
Product: vacuolar protein-sorting-associated protein 36-like
Biological process (GO): protein transport to vacuole involved in ubiquitin-dependent protein catabolic process via the multivesicular body sorting pathway
Cellular component (GO): ESCRT II complex; late endosome membrane
Molecular function (GO): ubiquitin binding; phosphatidylinositol-3-phosphate binding
Source: RefSeq, a predicted model, not a curated record
CAAAAUCAUGGCGGUUAAGAAACAUAAUUGAGAUCAGUACUGAAAAAAAAGCUGCAUAGACGUGUAAAUUGAAGUUUGUCAUGGAUCGUUUCAGCUGGACUUCUUCCUCAAAUUUAUGUGUUUUACCAGGCGAAUCCGGUGUUCACCAGCAGUCUGGGAUCAGAAUGUAUGAUGGAGACAAAAAGACAACGUUUGAAAAUGGUACUCUAAAGCUCACAACACACAGAAUAGUCUGGGAUGAUUUGGAUCAACAGGACAGAGCCAUAUCAGUGUCAUUGUCCCUAGUAAGUAAAGUGGAAGAACAAUCAGGUGGCUUCAUGAGCAGUGCAAAAGUGAUUGUAAACUUCCACCCACCUCCAGCAAACAAAGAACCUGGUCCAUGUGUCUCCAGUCCGUAUGCUUGUGUCAAGUUUUCUUUUAAACAAGGAGGACAUUCAGAGUUUUUUGCUCGGUUGGUUGAGCAGAUUAACAAGAAAUCAUGGGUGCAACAACAUACCCAGUCAACCUCCAGUGGCACAGCAGGAAAGCAACUGGGUCAGCCCAGAGGAAUUGGAGGAAUAGUAGGAAUUGAGAGAAAACUAGAACAGAAAUCUAAAGAGACUGAUGACUAUAUUCAAAAGGCAUUUAAAGAUUUAGAUGCUCUUAUGGAGAAGGCAAAAGAAAUGGUCGCCAUCGCUGAUAAAGUGGCCUCCAAGCUGGAGGAGAAAAAAGGUUCAAUUACUGAGGAUGAGACAGUUACAUUCAAGUCAUACCUUCUAAGUAUGGGAAUAGCUAAUCCUGUGACAAGGGAGACACACGGAUCGGGCGCGAGUUACCAUAAAGAACUAGCUAAAGAACUGGGGACAUUCUUACAAAAGAUCAUCAUGGAUGAGGGAGGCAUGAUGACCUUGACUGAUGUGUACUGUAGGUUCAACAGGGCCAGAGGAAUGGAGCUGGUCUCUCCUGACGAUCUAGUAAAUGCGGCCAAAAUGUUUUCAUCUGUGAAUAUGCCACUAAAAUUACGAGCUUUUGACAGUGGGGUCUUGGUUAUUCAAUCCUUGUCUCACAGUGACGAAGAGGUAAUACGGACAACUAAGCAAAUUCUUGAUGAAAAGUCGUCAUUAACAGCAGAAGAACUGGCUCACCUGGCCAAAGUCUCUGUCAUGUUGGCUAAAGAACGGCUCCUGGUCACAGAACAAGCUGGCAAAGCAUGCCGGGAUGACAGCGUCGAAGGUCUCCGAUUCUAUCCCAAUUUGUUCCUUGAAAGAACUGAGUGAAGACCACCGUAAGAUCGUGGGAGUUUAUUAAACUAAGACUAAAGCUUUUCUGUAAAGGUUUCAUGAGUGUAGGCAGUUGGCUUAGACCUGAAAUGUUUGUCAUCAUCAAAGUCCUGGGAUCUGCGGCGAGGGAAGGGGGAGGGAGACGCCAAACUUUUCGGACUAGUUCAUACCUGUAGUGUUUUCCUUCAGCUGCAGUAAAAACGGCAUUAUCAGUUUUGCCAUACGUGCUACAGCCAGCGUCUUGACAAGGCCCAAGAACACCAGGCUAGGACACAGAAGCCGCUAACGCCCUGUGUUUCCAAUGCGGACGAAGGCGCUACAGUUAAGCAAUGUAUAAUAAAUUUGUUCUUGUACGAGGACCACUUGUUUGUCAGUCCCUUGGAAAACAUACGACAAAAGCCUCUCAGCACUCAAGGAAAAGCGAGACAAAUAACUAAAGUCAUGAGAAUGGGACAACUAUUCACGCCUGAAGGGAGGCGCAAAAGAAUAUCCUUUUUAAUUAAAAAAUUCUCAUAAUAAAUGUGCAAAAAGUUCUUCAAUAAAAGUGAUAAUUCG